This is a messenger RNA of Rhodofomes roseus, 1038 nucleotides long. RefSeq lists its product as uncharacterized. The transcript has 5 exons. The record is from RefSeq and is a predicted model, not a curated record. Bases 215 to 775 code for a protein of 186 amino acids. Lineage: Eukaryota; Fungi; Basidiomycota; Agaricomycetes; Polyporales; Fomitopsidaceae.
GUUCCGUGUGAUGGUCCUGUACCCCUCGACUCGGAGCCCACGAGGCGGCAACAGAUAUAGAGGCGGAGUCGGCCAGUGACAGCAGCGCUAGUGGAGCUUCGACGAGUGGCUCCAGGACGGCGCCCUCGACUGUCCUUGUGCGCCCCCGCCUCAAUGGAUCGACCCCGCUACGCCCGGGGGUCCGGCUGGCUAUGUAUUGGGGGGAGAAAGAACGAUGUACUCAGAAGCUAAGGGUUAUGCACCGGAUUCCUGGGAGUUCCCCUGCUACCCAUACGACGCCUGUGACUCUCCUGCUGAAGGAGCCCAACCGCAAGUCAGUGCAACGGCACAAUACCCUCCAAUCGAGGCAUACUACGCGAAUGCAACGGAUGAGUGCCAUCAACCGGCCUAUGGGUGCCCGUUGGCUGUACAGGGACCUACUGUGACGCGGGAUGCCGUGCAGCGCAAUGCUGUGGACACCAUCUGCUUCUUCGGUGGUCCGUGUGCCCAUCUCACGCCAGACUCUCUGCGGGCGAGUAUUCCGGCCGUGCGGAAACACCUCGAAGAAUAUCACGAUCCGGCCUCCGUCCUCGCGAGGGGCAGUACUGGAAAAGUGAAAUGUCAGUGGGACGACGGGGGCGGUCGGUGCGGGCAGCCUGUUAGCAACCUUGCGAAGCACGUCGCCACACUGCACCUCAAGCUCUUCCAGGUUAGGUGUGAGGACUGCGACGGGGUGUUCUCCAGGCGGGACAGCUACAAGCGUCACAAAGCACAGGGCAGGUGCCCGCAUGAUUGAGUGAGUGCUGCUCCCGCCGAUGAGCCUGCAGAGUGGCUGCAAGAUUGGGGGAGGAGUCUCUGUGUCUGCUAUCCCCGCCAACCGACUCCGUAUCAGCUACGUAAAGUAUAGUAGUAGACCAGGUAAUGUGUAUCUCUACGGCGGCGUACAUGGCACACACCUUCUUGAUUCUGCAGACAGAGACGGUGUGGCAGACGUCUCCGGGUCACGUAUCGACAUCGGAAUGCGUGUAUUGUGUAUAGAGCACCAGCGGGUAUUCGGUG